This is a messenger RNA of Ruditapes philippinarum (Manila clam), 5868 nucleotides long. Its product is annotated as Ig-like and fibronectin type-III domain-containing protein 1. The coding region runs from base 40 to 3048 and encodes 1002 amino acids. Gene Ontology annotation, molecular function: protein binding. The transcript has 21 exons. NCBI's taxonomy places the organism in Eukaryota, Metazoa, Mollusca, Bivalvia, Venerida, Veneridae. The record is from RefSeq and is a predicted model, not a curated record.
AGAUUUCUGUGUUAUUUGGUUUUAUUUUCAGAGUGUUGUAUGAAGAAUGGUGUCAGUGCACGAUGCUUACAGAUAUGCGUACAUGAUUUCAGAUUGACUGAUGAAGCUCUCACUCUUGCACUUAGCUGUGUAGAUGAUAUUACAGCAAUGUUACUGUGUAGUACAGAUGGACGUGAUCACAGACCAUGUUGUAAAAAUGCUGGUAUUAAUGAUCAAUGUUUAGAUAUCUGUAACCUACAACCUGGUGUUACACCUAGUACAGCCCUCAUUCCAUGUGCAAUCAAAGUGGAGGAACUGUCAAUAUGCUUUGAUGAAGGCAAAGGUUUGUAUCCACGGCCACCUGAGGAUGUUGAAGUAAAAACAAUAGAACAGUAUUCAAUAGUAAUAGAUUGGCAAGAACCAGGUGGAGGUCCGAAUAUUACCAGCUAUACUGUAGAACACUCAUUAGAUAACAGUAUUUGGACAAAGAAACCAAACACCAGUCUCACAUAUUUUGCUUUAACCAAAUUGACACCUAAUACACGCUACUUCAUGCGAGUCACUUCAAACAACAAGAAUGGACAAAGUACACCCUCUAAUGUCCUUGUAGCUAUCACUAAACCAGUACCAAGUAAUAAGACAGAUGAUGAUUGGUUGCAGUUAUGGCAAGAUCGAAAUGAAUGUUGUCAGAAGAGUAAUAUUUCUACUGACUGUCAGUCUAUGUGUCAGUCUGGUAUGUUUGAUGAGUUAGAUACAAGAUCAUGUUUUGGUGACAUUGACAAGAUCAUUGCUUGUGCUGCAGAUGGACGUGAUCACACCAAUUGCUGCAGUCGUAAAAUUCCAGGAUUUUCACCAAGCUGUCUUCAUUAUUGCAAAGGUCAACCUGGGUCAAGGGAUGUCAAUGCUGCUCUAUGUCUGACUUUCAUUGGACCUAUACUCUCUUGUUUCACUGAAGGUCAAGGCUUACUGCCUACACCACCUCAGUAUGUGAAAGCUGUAGCCUCAAACAGUACUGAGAUUACCAUGAAGUGGAAACAGUCUGCUAGUAACUGUAAUUCCAGCUGUUACUAUGUAACCUAUAUUUGGAAAGACAGCUCUAAGGACACUGUAGAACGAUAUAGAACUAAGCUGAAUUCCUAUGUUUUUAAAAACUUGUCCCCCUUGACAAAGUAUCGUGUUGCAGUGGCCGCCUACAAUGGUAAUGGAAUGAGUCUGCCCUCGCCUUAUAUUAUUUUAACAACACCAGUUGAUUCUCAAUAUACUAUAUCAGUGUCACAUGACCCUCUUGGUGUAGUUGACAAUGGUACUUCAGUUCGAUUAAUAUGUGCUUCUUAUGGUGCCAAGUUUGAUACUGUGAAAUGGUUGAGAAAUAAACAGACAAUAGAAAAUAGAAAUAUACAUGUUAUUCAAGAAGUGACCAGUAAGGACGAGGGAUUAUACUUAUGCAAUGUUACAUUUAUUGAUGGCAAAAUGAUGAGUGAGGACCUGUAUCUCAAUGUGCGAUAUAAGCCUGUAGCAAAGAAAAUGACUGAGAAGACGGCCAUACCAAACAUGGGACAAGAUGCUAGGUUACUGUGUGAGUUUGAAGGUUUUCCAGAUACAGUCAUAUGGACAAAGGAUGGGAAUGUUAUACAGCCUAGUUUAAAAUAUUUCCCAACGUUGAGCAAUGAUUAUGGUACUGGUAAAACCACCGGUGCUUUAAUUGUUAACAAUGUUACCUCAGCUGAUUUUGGAAGCUAUACCUGUACUGGAUCCAACAAGUUUGGAAAAAUGCACUCGACUGGUAGUUUAAGAAAUUUUAUUCCUGUUACACCUACAUCAGCACCACAUAAUAAAACAGAAGUUUCAGAAUGUUGUAAAUCGAAAGGUGUUCCACUUGACUGCACAUCUGCAAUUUGCACUUACGAUAUAAACAUUAAUGGUUUAUUUAGUAAUUCAGCCCUGACUCAUUGUGCCAAUUAUGUGCCAGAAUUUUUGUCUUGCGGAAGUGAUGGAAAAGAUCACACAAAAUGCUGCUCAAAAGAUGGGGUACCUGAAGGAUGCCUGCCAUUCUGUGCAGGAGCCGUACCAGACCAUAAUGACCAGUUGGAGCUACUGGUCUGUCUACCACAUGGAGACACUCUCAUCAACUGUCUUGUGCAUGGAACUCAGUAUAUACCAUCAGCACCAAGGAAUGUACAUGCCAAACUGUUGUAUGACACUGUUCAGGUAUUCUGGGAUGCCCCUGAGGAUAAUCCAGAUAAAGUGGAGGUUUACCACAUAUACUACAAGUCAAAGUCUCUCGAGAAAACAUUUGAUGCAGCAAGUAAACAGUCACGGUCAAAGAUGUUACAGUCUGAUUUAAUAAAGAAGGGAGAAACUUACAUAAUCUGGAUGAAAGCAGUCAAUGAUUUUGGAUCCAGCCAAAUGUCUGAACAUACAAACAUUACUAUAAGUGGAUUGGUACCACCAGCACCAAGCAACCUUCAAGGCAAUCUAUUAACAAGCAACAUGAUUGAAAUAAAAUGGACAGCACCAAAAACGAAACUCAAGAUAACAGGCUAUGCCUUGCAUUAUCAAAGUUUGGGAGGAAAGGAAUUGAUUGUCAGACCUAUACAGACUGAGACUCGUUUGGUUGGUCUAAAAGCCAAUACAAGGUACAUUAUAUCUGUGGCAGCUGUCAGUGCUGAUGGUGAGGGUCAGAGAACAAAUACUAUAUCCAUAACAACUGAUGAGGCUAAGCCAGAAAUAGCUACAGUAAAACCACAGCCUCAGACUCAGGAAACAGUUGGUAUAGUGGUUGGUGUCAUUCUAGGCUUGAUCUUCUUAGUGGCAAUAGCUAUUGUAGCCAUAAUACUUUUCAGGAGGAUGGCUCAAGGGAAACCUACUCAGAACCAGACAGUGGCCUUUGAAAAUCCUCAUUAUGCAAGUGGACAAAGGGUAACUGGGUUACCAGGGGAGAAUGAGAAUGGUUCAUUUGGUUACGGGAAACUAAAUGAGGAGCAAGACAAUGAGCAUAUGUAUGUUACGAUGGACAAUACACAAGCAAGCAGCAGUACUGAUACCCCCGCAACUCUUGAUCUGAGUUAGUCUUAAUAUCAACGAGCGUUUGAUCUUCGAAUCCAAACAUUUUAAUAUCACAAUGUACUCCUUCUGUGUUUUCAAGUAUUAAAUUGUUACUGAUGUCCCUGAAAUACAAAUGUUUUUAUCCACCAGUACUCUAUUCUGGUGUAUCACUAUUCCCACGCCAUUUUUAGUGGCGCCAUUUUUGUAAUGUAGCAUAAAAGAUAAUUUAAGCUUAGUAAAAUUUGGGUUCACAAUUUAAAAGGGAGAUGUUACUUUUAAAAUACUGACAUACUAGCUUCAUUUGAAGUCAGAAAUGUAUUUUAAGCCUUAAAGUUAAUUGAUGAGAAUUUAAAACACAUCAUGUCUUAUCUUUAAUGUCAGUAAUAUGUUUAAGAAAAAAAAAUCAUGAUAAUUGCACUUAUGAAAGAAAUUGAAAUUUUAUAAUUAUGCUAGGUUUGUAGAAUUGGUAAGAUAAAUGAAAUUUAGCUCACUUGUGUACUAAUGUGCAAUUUACGCAAUUCGAAAAUUUAUUGAAAUGAGUUAUUUUAUGUCCAUAUGUUGCAGGGUAUAUGUUGAUAUUUAAAUAAACUGCAAUAUAAUCCCUGUUUAGACUAUCUCUACACAGUGUUGUAAUAUUUAAAAAAUAACAAAAUUAAAUUGAUGUUUCACUUCCAAUUUAUUUGACAUACAUGUUUUUUUAUUUAAGUAAAAAAAUAUCAUAAAAAAAUAGCCCAUAAUGGAACACAGUUUGUUAAUUUGUCAGUUUAGAAUUUAAAUAAAAAGAAAAUACUCAACAGAAUUUAUAUACAUUUCAUACACUGAAAAUUUUCAGAAAAUUUGAGUUGUUUUUAAUGAGAUACAUAUCAAAAUAUAGAAAUGUGAUAUUUGUAGUGUAGGGUGUACAUGUACACAAUGUGAUAUGACUGGUGUAAUGUUGUUGAUUUUGUUGUCUUUAUUUUAUCAUUUUGGUGUUCAUGUUGUUAUAAACUAUUUAUCAAUCUGUCAGCAAUUAUUCAGAGUAUUGAAUUAAUAGCAAUUGUUGAACAAAUGCAUUUGUUUGAUUCAUUUAUUUCUUUAGGGCACUAAUGUCAGUCCAGUGACUUUUAUUUUAAUUUUCGAAACAACCUGUGGCUUAAUAAAGGUGAAAAUAAAUCACAACAAAUCACAAAAAGUUAAACUCUGAAAUCAAAGUACAACGGAGAAAGAAAUAUACCCACACAUUUGAUCAGUUUUUCAAUUUCAUUUCAAUUCAUGGUACAUAGUAGAGUCUAUAGAGACGUUUUUCUGUCUUUCAGUCAAGUAAAUUUAUCAUAUGGCUGAUAUUAGUCAGUGGUUCUGGUGAAGAAUGUGUACUAUGCAUUUCUGGGGAAAAUACAACAUUUUUAGGGAAAAAUAUAUCUAUUCUGAGAUAGGGAAAACAGCCUUUAUUCGGCCGUAAAAUGUAGGAAAAACUCACUGGUUCAAGGACUGAGCCAGUCAAGACUGUUUAUAAGUACCCUUGUUGUAUACACUUAGUAUAUUAUUCAUCUAAACAAAUAAUAUUACAAAUCAUCAACAUGACUGAGAAGAAAGUUGUUGACAUUUUGUAAAUUGCCGUCUCCACAGCUGGAAGCUAAAUGUCUGUUUUGUGAUAUUGAAAUUACUGGAAAAAAUGAAUCAAACAUUUGUUUUGUAUUGAUGUUUUAUUAAGAAAUAAAUCCAUUAUUUGUAUAUUAUAUGUGUUCAUAGGUGGCUUUCUUGUUUUAUAUUGAUUUAACUCAAUACAUGUUAACGAUUGUUCUAGUUAAUGUAUCAAAGUAAGUAAGCUUUUAGGAAAGAACCGUCAUUUGUAACCCCUCAUCUCUAACUCUGUUCAGCGGAAACAGCUGUGACUGCUGUUUUUGAGCAGGAAUUCCUUGGAUUUUGGAACUGUCCAAUAUUAGUUUUGGCAACACUUAUAGAUAGUCAGUCAACAGUAUAGAGCCUGGUCAGAUUUUAUGGAAGUGCAGGUUGGCCUGGUAAUAUAAAGGCUGAUUAAUUUGAAUUCCAGCAGGUUAAAGUGAUCUUUACAAGAAGAUUUAGUCUAUGAUAUAAUUCCUUGGGGUUAACAAUAACUUUGAUCAUGCUAAAAAAUUGAUUUACUUGAAUGUUCUGCUCAGACUUCUUCUAUACUUGCAACCAGUGCGGGUGGAAUGUGUUAAAAUAUUCAUCAGGGUAUUGAACAAGCCUAGUAAUAAUUAUUUCUGUUAUAUUUCAUCAGGGUUAUUUACAAGCUUUCAUAUUUCUGCCAGUAUUUGGAGGCAUAUUUUGUUCUCACAUGAAAGUGCUGAUGUCAUCAAUUUACAAGUUUAUGAUGACAAUGUAUAAUUAGUGUAAUUAUCUAGAGUGCUGAAGAAUAUCAAUAUUUUCUCCAAUAUUACCUACUGUGUGAAUGACCUUAUGUCCAAUUACUUUUAAUUAAUCUCUACUGUAAAACACUGUAUAUUACUUGUACAUACCAACUGAUUUGACAUGAAAACUGUUUUAAGCAUUUUAAAGAAUUCUCCAUGGAAAGAAAAUUUCAAAAAAUAUUAAUGAUAAAAUAUUUAUUCAAAUCAAAGUUUCUGUAUAUAGAUAUAAUAUACACUAUAUGUAUUUCAUUACAAAAAAAUAUUUUUCAUGGGGUAUACCUUACAUGUAAUUAUAUGAAUUAUGAUGGUCAUACAUGUAAAUGUCACUGGUAUUGUAUACACAUAUAUAUCUUGCAAUGUGGAAACAAUUUUCUUUAGGUAGUAGCUUGAUAAGUUUUGUUUAAUUGUUAAGAGAUUUUCAUUGUUGUUUUGUAAAGUCUGCUUAAAUGUUAUACAUGUAAUUCAUAAUGCAAUA